GAAUUGUUUAAUGACCUAUGCCAUAAGAUGGCAGUCUACCCCAGUAUAGUUCAGUAGAGUGAGGUUUAGUAACCUGUAAAAUAUCUAAGAUAUUAACGUUUUGAAACCCUUGGUACGCUGUCAUUAGGUCUUUCAUUAAAGCAAAUUUUUGUUUUUCUGUUGACACCCGAUGAAAGCUGGAAGUUUUCCUGUUAAUCUUUUAUAUAAGAAAAUCUUGCAUUUAAGGUAUGAAUAUUUUUAAGCAGAAUUAUAUGAAAAUUAUGCUCUUAAUUCAUCAGAGUCCCUAAGACAUGUUUCUAACCAGACUUAAAAAUGCUGACUUGAUGCAUAAGAAACAUUGCCUUAAAGAUGAAUUAUUCAGGAUAUGUAUUUUUAUAUAAGCUCCUCAUGCAAGUUGUUUCUCCCUCUUUGAGAGUGAAUGGGGGAGUGGAUUAGCAGUUAUUUUGCAGUUUCCUUGCUACUUCAUUUAGUUGACAACUUCUCUGAAAAAACAUUCACCCUCCCUGUAAAUUCCAGUAUACCAAGGGUUUGAAUGAUUAUGCUUUAAGAUGAAAGUGAGAUCUUCCAAGAGGUGCCAAAUGGGCACUGGGUAUUAGAUUUUAUUCCAAGUUUUCUUGUUCAGGCUUGCUAUAUUUUAUAGAAUUUCACUGAAUAAUAAACUCUUCUCUCUGUUAUUUGUGUGUGUGAUUUUUGUAGUGGAGAAGGCAAAUGCAAAGCCCUUCCAGAUGACUGAAACACAGUGGGUCCUCUGCAGCUACAGGGGAUUCUAGACAUUAACUAAAGGCCAGCAAGCACUCAAGUCCCCAAGUGUUUUCCUGGUGUAACCACUUGUUAACUACAUUUUCUCUUUUUUUUUUUUUUUUUUUUUUUUUUUUUUUUUUUAUCAUUUUAGGGUGUUACAGUUUGAAAGACAGUGAGCAGGUUUUUUGGAACUUGUUUUAAAACAAUAUGCUGAGAGACAACACUUCUUACAGAAGUCUCAUUAAACUUUACUAGGCUUGAGAAGUAAUUUAUUUCAAAUAUAUUGAUUAUUGGUUUAUUCUUAAAUUUUUUACUUAAAAUCCUUUUGAAAUAGAGUAAAAUCUCUGUGGAUUAAGUCAUAUUACAGUAACAAAUUUAAGAUAAGGCCUAUGUUGUUCAGACUUUUGACAAGGCAAUUUAAUUCCAUCAGCUGUCUUCUAUGGCUGGUGAACAGUCAUAGGUUCUUGUUAAAAGAAAAAUUUUAAAAGAAAUUAAACAUUUAAGACUUAAUUACUUACUUUAAAAUUUGUAGCAUGAUCUGUAAUUGAGUCAUUUUUCAGAAUACAGAACACUUUCUAAGUAGUUGCUUUUGUUCACAUUAAACUGGGUAAAAAGUGUAUCUUAAGGAAUUUCUUCCUUAUUCUUAUUUAUGCAUCAUUAAAGCAUGCUGUAAUAUCAGUAUCUCUGUCAAUAGCAUUUAAAUAUUUCAUAGGCCCUUGUUUAAGAACUUUAAACUCAAUAUUUGAAUUACUGAUGGGUAAUGUGGUUCUCUGUCAGUAUGACUGACGGAUUUGCUUGAUGGUGGAUAAACUUGGCAUUUAGAGAAAUCUGCCCAAUAAUUUCAGUUCAGAAUGUGCUAAAGAUGAUAUGUGACAAGUUAAACAAAUACUAGCAUUUUAGUGGGCCUAUUUUGAACAAGGAGUUUCUUGUGGGAUGAGCAGCAUCUUUUGUGUAGUUCUGGAGAUUCAGAAUUCUGGACAUGAUAUGGCAUAUCACAGUACAGAGUCUGCUGUUUUCAAGUUAAAUUUAAGUCCUUUAUUUUUGUAAUAAAAUGUUUUCUUUUAUACUUGGAAUACACAGUUUUCUUUUUAUAUUUAUCAGUAGGGCCCCAAUUCAACAAGGUACUUAAGCACAGUACAGAAAGGUAUUUGAAGUCAGCAAGACUACUUAUGUGCUUAUAGCUAGGCACAUGCUUAAAUAGUCUGCUGAACUGGAGCCCAAUACUCCUAUACUUUCCAUUGUGAUAUUCUGUAUUAAUGUUGUCCAUCACUAAAGUAAAUGUUAAUUAUUACACUGCACAGAUAAGUCCCCUAUAUCGCAAUCACAGUCCAGUUUUAGCUUUUACUGACAUUUUUGGUGUUGGCUGUUGCUUUGUGUGUUAGACCUAUGCACAAAGUCUACGGUAAGGCAUAGUAUUAAUUUUAAUUUGGAAGGAAUUUUAAUAUUAAAGAUGGUUGGGGGGUUAUUUAGGUUCUUUGGUUAAUAUUUGUUUCUUUUGUCUGUUUCUUUUUCUUUCAUUUCUACACAUUCAAGCAGUAUUUCUUGGUUCUAACAAAGCAGCAGUAAAAAAAAACUUUGCCGCAUGAAAAUUAACUGGUGAGGGGCCUCAUUGCUUUUUUUUUAAAAUUGUAGUUUUAUUUAUUUCUAAAUACUUUAUUUAAAAAAAAAAAAAGAGGAUCAGAUGCAUGACUUUUUUUUUAAUGGAUGCAGAUCUUCUGAGGUGUCUCAAAAUAAGUCAGAGGAGUUGUAUUUAGAUGCCAGAAAUGUUGUAUUUGCACUAAUUUGAAAUAUGUGUAGAUAUAAUUUUUAAUAUCCUCUGAGACAUAAUUUUGCAUGCAAAAUUACCCCUAAUCUCUAUAGGUAUGUAAAUAUAUUGAUGCAUUAAUGCCCUAUAUCUAAAUGACCUUUUCCCCCCCUCUCCCUCCAUAACUUUUGGUAUCUAAAUUGAUGACCGCUCAAUGACACAAGCAAGAUAACAGUGCUGUGUAUUAUACAUUUGUUUAUAUUAUCGGCACUUCUCAGUAUAGGUGGAAGGAACCAUUACCUUUAUUUAACAGUGGUUUUUCUUUUUUGUUGUUGUGUUUUACAGUUCUUUUCCCUGGUUCAGCCUGAACUAUAUACCAGGCCCUGCUGAAAAUACCACCCAACAGUUUUCUUCUGCAGCUUAUCCAGUUUCUCUUAAGUGCCCUGUACAUAUUGUAUGUUUUAUGAUGAGAUGCAGUUUCUCAAUAUGUAUUACAGAAACACUACUGGUAUUUGCAAAUAUAUAGUAAAAUUGUAUUAUUGAACUCUCAUUUUGGGGGCUUGGGCACAUUAACAGAUUAAUCCAUCUGUAUAGGGCUUUUGCUGUUGGAUAGAAUAAAAAUUACCUACAGACAUAUUUGUUUCGUAGUAGGACCCUUAAUAAGAUUGUUCUGUGUGCAGAAUAGGCAGUAAAAUCAGCCACACUUGUCUUAGUUGGCUACAAGAGUUUGGGCCAGAAGUUUUUUCUGAAAUGGCAAUAUGUAGCAGCAUUCUUGGUACAGUAAGUGUGGCACAUAAUGGAACAUAUGCAAUUUACUGGACAGGUAAGGAAUGUGCCACAAUAUAUUGUAUAUACACACAGAGCGUGUAUUUGGAGAUCUGCAGACACUUUCAUAUUCAUUUGACGAGUCAGCAAAAGCCCUACGCUUUAUUCAACAAAAUAUUUCCUUACCUUCUCUUAAUUUUUACAAAAUUUGUAUGGUAGGUGUAAAAAAAUCAUAGUGAACUGUACCAUAUUAUUAACCCCUAAAUCAAACUUUUUUUGUCUUGUGUAUCUUGAUUUUUCUGUGUGCUUUAUAGUGAAGCAGCCGACACGAGUCGUUGUUCAUAAAACAGCUUUUGAAAGUUGAGAGCACACCCCUGGAGAACCGACUGUGCUUGCUUACGUUUGGUUCAUGACUUAAAAAUCGAGUACAGGAAUUAUUCCUGAUGAGACUAAGGCUUUAUCUCUUUUGGCACCAGCUAAUGCUGUGGCAGGUCUGCUGCCUGGAGGUGGUCUCCUGCCUACUCCCAACCCACUUUCUCAGAUUGGUGCUGUUCCUUUAGCUGCUUUGGGAGCUCCUGCUCUUGAUCCUGCCCUAGCUGCUCUUGGGCUUCCUGGAGCAAACUUAAACUCUCAGUCUCUUGCGGCAGAUCAGCUACUAAAACUUAUGAGCACAGUGGAUCCAAAGUUGAACCAUGUAGCUGCAGGUCUUGUCUCACCAAGUCUGAAAUCUGAUACCUCCAGUAAAGAAAUAGAGGAAGCUAUGAAAAGAGUAAGAGAAGCACAAUCACUGAUUUCUGCAGCCAUAGAGCCAGAUAAAAAAGAUGAAAAACGAAGGCAUUCAAGAUCAAGAUCACGAUCAAGAAGGAGGAGAACUCCUUCUACUUCUAGACACAGACGAUCAAGAAGCAGAUCAAGGAGGAGGUCACAUUCAAAGUCAAGAAGUAGGCGGCGAUCUAAAAGUCCAAGAAGGAGGAGAUCUCAUUCCAGAGAGAGAGGCAGAAGGUCUAGGAGCGCAUCCAAAACCAAGGAUAAAAAGAAGGAGGAGAAAGAAAAGAAACGUUCUAAAACUCCACCAAAAAGCUACAGCACAACCAGACGAUCUAGAAGCACAAGCAGAGAUCGACGACGCAGAAGAAGCAGGAGUGGAACAAGGUCACCUAAAAAGCCCAGGUCCCCUAAAAGAAAACUGUCUCGGUCCCCAUCUCCAAGAAGACAUAAAAAGGAAAAGAAGAAGGAUAAAGACAAAGAGAGAAGCAGAGAUGAGAGAGAGCGGUCAACGAGCAAGAAGAAAAAAAGCAAAGACAAAGAGAAGGAUCGGGAAAGAAAAUCCGAGAGUGACAAAGACGUAAAACAGGUCACAAGGGAUUAUGAUGAAGAAGAACAAGGAUAUGACAGCGAGAAAGAGAAAAAAGAAGAAAAGAAAGUAGCAGAUUCUGCUUCCCCCAAAAUAAAGGAAUCAUCAGUGGAUAAGGGAAGUGGAGAUUCAGCAAGAGAAUCCAAAGUAAAUGGGGAUGAUCAUCAUGAAGAAGACAUGGAUAUGAGUGACUGAAUAUUGCCUUUGCAGUGAAUGCAGCUGCAGACAUGCAUCAGUGUCAUUCCUGUGUGAUUCUUUUAUGCUGUACUUGUUAAUCCUAAAUCUAGAUGUAUACAGCUCUAAUCUAUAAAUGGUUGUAAAGCUCCUGAUAUUAAUUUACAUCAAAAGCUUUAUAGUGAGAGGUACUUUGGUUGCCAUUCUUGCUAUGGCCAAAUUUGGUUUGAGUAGCCAAGUAGGUCUUAUUAACUUGGUGCUGCUUCAAGCAAAAGUGAAAAGCUGCAUGCAUCUACAGCAGGCAUGGAUUGUUUAUGUUGUAUGAUCUCCUUUAGUAAAUUGGCUCACUUAUAUUAGUGUUUCUAGAGUUUGAUUCAUUGCAGUAAUAGAGCAGUAUAGGGAAUGCACUGAUUGCAUGUUAAUUGUGGCAGAAACAUCCUAAAUGUUCUAAGAAAAUUCUACAACAUAUGAUGGAUCUUUUUAAGGGUCUUAAGUGUGGCUACACAAAAUUAAUAUUCAUAGUUACAUCGGGAAAUAAGCAUUCUGAUAUAAGUAGAUAAUCUUUUUAGCCAUGUGGCUAUUUUUGGGGUGGGUGGGUGGAUGGGUUUUGUUUCAUUUUGACAAGGUUAAAAUGCACUAACCUUUUUUGAUGGCUAAUUUUGAUGGUCUUUUACUCAGUCAAUUUAAAAUCCAUCUCAGGCAGUGGAGAGAGGUAUAGUUUAAUUCCUAACUACUUCUCUUGGGUCUGAUGAGGUCAAAUUUUCUGAUCCAAUAAUGCAAAGUCUCCUAACUUGCCCAGUAUCCAAUGAUUAGAGGUUGCUUUGUGCAGUUUUCAUUACCCAAUUUUUUAUUUUUAUUGUAUUUGUUCAUGAGCUAAAUAUGUUGCAAAAAGAGGUAGUGCAUUUUAAAAUUGACCUUUGUAUGCUUUUAAAAGCAAGUCUACUUGAUAAUGUACUUUUUACUUGAUCUCAAGUUGUAUAAACUAAUAAAUUUGUGUUUACUGUCACUGCAAUAGUAAUCUUAUGCACACAGUGAUUCCAUGUUAUGCAAAGUAGUUAGAUGAGCUCUUUUUCUUAGUUAAAGACAUUUCAGAGCUUUUACUUUUGUGCAGGUAAAAACAAAAGUGGGCUACAGUCUGUGCCAUGUUGAUGUACAGUUUCUGAAAUUGUUUUACAAGACUUUGAUAAUAAAACCCUUAAACUUA
Messenger RNA from Dermochelys coriacea (leatherback sea turtle), 5982 nucleotides. It is a transcript of the gene SRSF11, whose product is annotated as serine and arginine rich splicing factor 11. The transcript has 11 exons. NCBI's taxonomy places the organism in Eukaryota, Metazoa, Chordata, Testudines, Dermochelyidae. Gene Ontology annotation, cellular component: nucleoplasm. Gene Ontology annotation, molecular function: RNA binding. The record is from RefSeq and is a predicted model, not a curated record. Bases 3915 to 4799 code for a protein of 294 amino acids. Gene Ontology annotation, biological process: RNA splicing.